CCCGUUCUUGCUAAAAUGUCUAAAGUAGCAAAAAUUUCCGCUGAUGCCAAAUAUUUAAAAAAGAUAGCCAAACCAGAUGGAAAAAAAUCGAAGACAGUGGGAGAAGAUAAGGCCAAAAUAAAGAAAAAAGUCGAUCUAACAGAAAGUGCGGAUACUAAAAAGACGACAAAGAGCAAGACUGUUCUUGAGGAAAAACCUAGCAGCUUAUCGAAGCCGGCCGAGAAAAAGUCCAAAAAAUCAAAAUUGGUUGAAAAUAGCCCAUCGAAAGGAGUCGAAAAGUCAAGUAAAUCAAAAAAGUUGGAUAAAACAGCAAAGAUAUCUAAAGACUCCAGCCAGGAUACCAAAAAGAGUACCUCAAAGUCUGAAACUAUUCCAAAGGUCAAACCGGUCAGUGAUGAGUCAGAUGAAGAAAAAACCCCACUCUCUGACAAGACACCUCGUUUAGCAAAGGCAGGAGAUACUUGUCUAAAUUCUAACGUUGUAAGCAAAUCGAAAACAUCGUCUGGCGACAGAGAUAACGUUCUGGGUGAUGAUGAACAAACAAAAGAACCUUCUUCAAGUUCCGAUGAUGAAUCGUCAAGUUCUGGAUCUAAAAGAGUCAAAGCCGAUUCAUCGGAAAAAAAGAAGCUAAAAUCUAAAAAGGUUGAUGCGGCGAAAGAGUCUGAACCAAGUGACGAGGAGUCUUCACUUUCAGAAUCCAUGUCCGAAUCAGACUCUUCAUCAUCCGAGGAAUCAGAAGUUGAGAGGAGCAGAAAGGCGAAGUCUGAAGGAAAGGUGAAAACACCUGAAUCUUCAGACGACACAUCUGAAGAAAUCGAGGCAAGCAAAGACACAAAAUCUAAAGAGGUCGAGUCGGAAUCGUUGGAUAGUGAAUCAGAUUCGUCCGAAGAGGAAAUAGUCAAAGUCAAAGCCGGCAAAAAGAAAGAGUCAAAGAAGAAGGCAAAGCCGCUAGAUGAUGAUGAGUCAGAGUCUUCUGAGGAGGAAGAGGCUAAGGCCAAAGCCGAUAAAAAGAAAGAGUUAAAGAAGAAGGCAAAAAAACUAUUGGAUGACGAGUCAGCAUCGUCUGAAGAGGAAGAAGUUAAAGCCAAAGUCAAGGCCGGUAAGAAGAAAGGAGCAAAUAAAAAAGUAAAACAUAAGGAAGAAGAAGAGUCGUCUUUAUCCGACGAUGAAUCAUCCUCUUCUUCAUCGGGUGAGGAUUCUUCUUUGUCUGAAGACGAAUCUUCUUCAUCCGAAGAUUUACCAGAUGCGAAGUUAGCUUCUUCCGAUGAAUCGUCAGAUGACGAUAAAAUGGAUGUUUUGGAAUCUUCUAGCGAAUCAUCUGGAGACGAUGAAAGUGACGAUGGUUCAGGAAAGAAGGCGGUGGUAGAUAUCGCAGAGAGUAAGCACCAAGAUGAAUCAGAAUCGUCAUCAGAUGAAUCUUCGUCUGCAGGAACUAGUGAUGAAGAGUCAGACGAAGAUGGCAUUGAUGCCCAGGCGUCUUCAGACGAAGACGAAAGUUCGGCGUCAGACGAUGAAAAGAGUUCUGAAUCUGAAGACAGCAGCGAUUCUUCUGCUGAUGCUGCGAGUAAAAAGACUAAAAAGCACAAAGCAGAUAUGGAUGACGAGAACGUACCAAUAGCAAAGAAAAAGAAAGUGAGCGAAACCCAAUCCGAACCCGGUUCAAUAGCGGUUACAGAUGAAGUCUACAUUCGAAAUCUUUCCUGGGACAGCAGAGAAGAGGACGUUCGUGAAUUUUUCAGCAGCUGUGGAGAUAUUAAAGAUGUCAAGUGGAAUAUAAACAAAAAAACUGGUAAGUUCACGGGAAGCGCUAUUAUCAAAUUUUCUUCUAUAUCUGAAGCAGAAAGAGCUAUCCAAAAAUCUGGAUGUGAACUCAAUGGACGAUCUAUUGUAGUGAAGGUGUCCACACCUAAUUUCAAUGCCUAUAAUAAUUCGUUCAACAAAAGUCGGCCUUUCAACAACAACAACAAUAAUCAAUCACCCGGCGGAAAUUGGCAGGAUAAGAACAAAGGCAACAGGUUCAACCGAGGAGGGGAUAAUCGAUCUUUCGGCGGGAAAAGCAAUCCCAGAUUCAACAAUUUCAACAAUUUCAAUGAUAAAAGAGGAGGCAACAAUAAUAGAUUCCAAAAUACCAAAUCUAACAAUGCUUGCACAGUUUUCGUUGGCAACUUGAACCACAACAUUAAUGAUGAUGUUAUGUCUGGAUUUUUGAGAGACUGUGGAGCGAUCAAACAAAUUCGAUGGGUAUCCAAGAAUGGAGAGUUCAAAGGCUGUGGCUUUGUAGAGUUUCACGACCCUAGAGCAGUUGAAAAUGCCCUCAAACUUGAUGGAGCUGAGUUAAUGGGAAGACAAAUUCGAGUAGACUAUGCCGAGAAGCGCAAUUAGGCUUGUAUUUGAAGAGCUACCGUUUCAAAUUUUCCUUUUGGUGGCAUGGUCAAUUUUUUUUAGACUACUGUUCACGCCACUUCGUAUUUACUGCUAAAAAUAAUUAAAAUAGUCUGUCAAACUGAAA
Molecule: messenger RNA, 2509 nt
Organism: Schistocerca gregaria
Lineage: Eukaryota; Metazoa; Arthropoda; Insecta; Orthoptera; Acrididae
Exons: 2
Coding region: 16-2382 (788 amino acids)
Molecular function (GO): RNA binding
Source: RefSeq, a predicted model, not a curated record